UGAAAUAAAUUAUGUAGUUGAAACCAACCACACUGAGAGACACAGAAUUCCAUCUCCACACAUUGGAAAUGUCACUACUGCGGAGCGCAUAUCUCUUCUUCUACAAUCUCGCCCAAGCAUUGGGAUGGGCUUUAUCUCUGUUCAGAAUUUUGAGCAACUUGUCUUCCUCCAAGUCAACCAAUGGCGCCUUCUCUUCUGCCGGUCAACUAAUCUGCAUUUUGCAAAGUCUUGCCUUCUUGGAAGUUAUUCAUGGGGCUGUUGGAAUUGUGCCGAGUGGUGUGUUGCUUCCUCUGAUGCAAUGGGGAGGAAGGACUCACUUUUUGUUUGCUAUUGUUCGUCGAAUUUCAGAGGUGCAGGAACUACCGUCGGUUUUCAUCACAUUUGUUGCUUGGGGUGUAUCUGAGGUGAUCAGGUACUCACAUUAUGCACUCUACUGCAUCGGCAGUUCACCAAAAUGGAUCACUUUAAUCAGGUACAAUGCAUUCAUAGUCUUGUACCCUAUUGGAGUUUUUCCUGGUGAAAUGUGGCUUAUGUACCAAGCGCUUCCCUUCAUAAAGAAGGAAAAUCUAUAUGCAUAUAGCCAUCCAUUCAGCUACUACAACUUCGUGCUGCUUCUUCUUUUCUGCUAUCCAUUUUUGUGGUUGAAACUUUACCUUCACUUAUUCAAGCAACGUCGAUCCAAACUUGGAAAACAAGAAAAGAAGAAGCGAAGCUGAGAAUAGAUCAUUAUUAAUCAAUCUGCUGCCUCAAAAAAGGUAGCGUUAGUGUUUAUUUCCUCUUGCUUAUCCUGACACUCAAACAGAGUGAACAAAUAGAUCGUUAUAAAUCCAUUUGAAUUUGUUGUUCUUAGUCCA
This is a messenger RNA of Salvia splendens (bonfire salvia), 854 nucleotides long. Its product is annotated as Protein-tyrosine phosphatase-like, PTPLA. The transcript has 9 exons. Gene Ontology annotation, biological process: sphingolipid biosynthetic process; very long-chain fatty acid biosynthetic process; fatty acid elongation. NCBI's taxonomy places the organism in Eukaryota, Viridiplantae, Streptophyta, Magnoliopsida, Lamiales, Lamiaceae. Gene Ontology annotation, cellular component: endoplasmic reticulum membrane. The record is from RefSeq and is a predicted model, not a curated record. The coding region runs from base 69 to 716 and encodes 215 amino acids. Gene Ontology annotation, molecular function: 3-hydroxyacyl-CoA dehydratase activity.